Messenger RNA from Pseudogymnoascus destructans, 3227 nucleotides. RefSeq lists its product as uncharacterized. Bases 99 to 3227 code for a protein of 1042 amino acids. The transcript is spliced from 2 exons. Gene Ontology annotation, molecular function: protein binding. Gene Ontology annotation, cellular component: small-subunit processome; Pwp2p-containing subcomplex of 90S preribosome. The record is from RefSeq and is a predicted model, not a curated record. Gene Ontology annotation, biological process: rRNA processing. NCBI's taxonomy places the organism in Eukaryota, Fungi, Ascomycota, Leotiomycetes, Thelebolales, Thelebolaceae.
CUGCUUAACUCGACGACGACUGUAAAAAAAAGGGCAAGACGAGGUAGAGGAGGCAGUUUUGGAUAUAUAUUGAGCAUAUAUCUCUGAAUCUGACAGCCAUGCCUUCAACUGUCGCCUCAAAUAGCGCCGAGGGGCCAAUUGUGAAGAGGCAGAAGCUCCAGGACAAUGUCGCGCCUGGGGGAGAGCAGGCUCGACAGUCGCGCAUCUUCACACCGUUUAGGACUGUCGGCCUAGUAUCAUCUACCGCGGUGCCCUUUACUUCCAUCCCACUCGGAAAGACGUCCUUCCAAAUCACCACAUCCGUCGGACGCUGUCUUCAAACCUACGACUUGAAGCGUGGACUGAACCUCGUCUUCCUCACGAGACCACAAACUCCCGAGAACAUCACUGCGACGCUGGCAUGGAAGGACAAGGUCUUCGCGGCAUGGGGCGGCGCAAACGGCUCGCAGCCGGGACUGUGGAGUUUCAAGAGAGGCAAGAAGGUUGACGAGUACGAGAUCCCACAAUACUUGACCCAGCCCAUCAAGCAGGUCCUCAUCCUUGGGACCUGGAUUGUCGCCUGCUGCGCGACGAGGAUUGAGGUCUGGAAGUCGGCAACCCUCGAACAUUACACCUCGAUUCACACAACCCCGGGAGCUGGAAAGGGCGGGAACGAGCUCACCAGCAUCUCCAACAUGCCCACAUACUUGAAUAAAAUAUUUGCGGCGCGGAAAGACGGCAGCAUCGAUAUCUUCAACGUCAGCAGCGGAAAGCUCAUCUACACAAUCCUCCCUCCACUGCCGAACUGCGGCUCGAUUACCGCGAUGCAACCUACCCCAGCACUGUCCCUUAUGGCAGUUGCCUACUCGAAUGGUCCCCUCGUCAUCCACAAUAUCCGAACGGACAAGACUAUAAUUUUACUGGAGUCGAAGAGCUUGGUUGCUUCUAUCUCGUUCCGAACGGACGGACUUGGCGCUGGCGAAGAGGGACGAGAGGCUGGAGUCAUGGCGACUGCCGGCCCAGACACUGGAGACGUCACAUUCUGGGACCUGAACAACGGUGGCAAGGUGGUGGGAGUUCUCCGUGGAGCCCACAACCCUCCCGUCGCAGAUGCCGAGACUUUGGUUGGAGGAGGGAUCAACAAGGUUGAAUUCCUUGCUGGCCAAAGCGUCGUCAUCACCAGCGGUCUCGACAACUCCCUGAAAUCUUGGAUCUUUGACGAAACACCAUACUCCGCCAUCCCUCGUAUCCUACACUCUCGCAGCGGACACGCCGCGCCGGUCACCCGCCUCCAAUUUCUUCCAUCUGAAGCCGACGGGGCGGACGCCAAAGGAAAGUGGCUGCUCAGUGCUGGCAAGGACCGCAGUUUAUGGGGCUGGAGUUUGCGCCGCGAUGGGCAGAGCACGGAACUUAGUCAGGGCAAUAUCAGAAAGAAGGCUAAGAAGCUUGGAAUCCUUGCCAGCAGCACCCUGGCGAAUGAGCCGAGCACUACGCUUGAAGACCUGAAAGCACCAGAAAUCACAUGCAUUGCGUCGUCGCUCAAUCGUGACGGCGGAAUGGGCGCACAUACUGGUUCUGGUGGUAUAUGGCAGAAGAGCCAGCAGCGCGCAAAAUUCCCUGGUGAUGCGACACAGAGUGGAACUACGGGAUGGGAGAGUGUUGUGACGGGUCACCACGACGACAAGUAUGCGCGCACCUGGUUCUGGGGCAGGAAGAAGGCUGGAAGAUGGGCAUUUGAGACUGGUGAUGGCGCGAAUGUUAGCAGUGUAGCUAUCAGCCCUUGCGGUACCUUUGCCAUGAUCGGAUCCGAAGCGGGAGGAAUUGACAAGUUCAACCUCCAAUCAGGACAGCAUCGCCAGCGCUUCCCAGCGAAGUUGACCCAGGCGCAAGCCAAGAAGUGGAAACUACAGCAGAUGGCCGAGAAAGAUGGAACAGUAGCUAUCCCAACCGGAAAGCGAUUCCCCUUGGGUCUGGGACGACACACCGCCACCGUAACAGGAAUAAUCGUCGACUCCCUAAACAAGAACGUCAUCUCCAGCAGUCUCGACGGCAAGCUCAAAUUCUGGGACUUCAACACCGGCCACCAAGUCAACGAAAUUGACUGGGCGCCCAUGACCCGCAUCACCGCGCUACACUACCACGCCGCCUCCGACCUCGUCGCCGCCACCUGCGACGACGGCUGCAUCCGCAUCGUGGACACCGAAACCAAAAAGACCAUCCGUGAGCUCUGGGGCUCCCAAGCCGCCAUCACGGACGUCACCUUCUCCCCCGACGGCCGCUGGAUCCUCGCCGCCUCGCGCGACGCCGUCCUGCGCGUCUGGGACCUCCCAACAGGUCACCUCAUCGACGCCAUCCGUCUCCGUAGCGCCUGCACCGCGCUCGCCUUUUCGGGCACGGGCGAGUUCCUCGCUACGGCGUGUGAGGGCGAGCUGGGCGUGAAUAUCUGGAAUAACAAGACCCUCUUCACUCACGCACCUACUCGCCACAUCUCCGAGAACGAAAUCGUCGACGUCGCUGCCCCCACCGCCUCGGGCGAAGGAGGCGCAGGUCUGAUUGACGCCGCGUUCGCCGAGGAGUCCGAGGAUGACGACGCGGCGCCCGCGGCUGCGAUGCCCGACCAACUCUCAGCGGACAUGUUGACGCUGAGCAUGGUGCCUAAAUCACGCUGGCAGACACUCCUCCACCUCGACCUAAUCCGCGCUCGCAACAAGCCAACCGAAGCGCCCAAAGCGCCCGAAAAAGCACCCUUCUUCCUCCCCAGUCUCGAAGGCGGACGUCCUUCAUCCUCGCUCGUUGCUGGGGCGGUCGAUACGCCUACGGAGCCGGAGAGCAGGAUUACGCGCCUAGAGCAGAUGAGCGGAGCUGAGCAGGAUGUCUUUGCGGCGACUUUGCGUCGUGGCGCUGAUAGUGGGGAUUUCACGCCGUUUGUAGAGCACCUCUCUACUCUGUCGCCGUCUGCGGCGGACUUGGCGAUCCGAGCGCUUGCGCCGGCGCCGGGGGCGAGGCCGGAGGAGUUGGUUGCGUUUGUGAGGGCGUUGACGGCGAGGUUGGGGCAGAGGAGGGAUUAUGAGCUUGUGCAGGCGUGGAUGGGGGUUUUCUUGAAGUUGCAUGCUGAGGCGUUGGGGGAUGAGGAGGUGCGGGGUGUGUUGGCGGAGUGGAGGAAGGAGCAACAGAGGGAGGGGAGGAGGGUGGCGGAGUUGGUGGGGUAUUGUGGGGGGGUGGUGGGGUUUUUGAGGAGUGCGAGGUAG